CUCUUUUAAGUCGGUAAAGAACUUCCAAAAUUCAACCGGGAAAAGAAAAGAAGAGAAAUUUUUUCAGAAACCCUAAUCCAAUCUCCAAGAUAUGGCGAAUCAGCACUCGCCGUCGGCGGCAUCGGCAGCGACGGCGGCCACGGUCCAGCCUUCAUCACCGCGGUUCCUCUUCCCUCAACUGGUGGGUGCCGUCAAGCCCUCCACAGGAUCACAUCGCCGGAUCGGGAUCGCUGUUGAUCUCAGCGACGAGAGCGCCUAUGCGGUCCGCUGGGCCGUCCAGCACUACCUUCGCCCUGGUGACACUGUGAUCCUUCUCCACGUCCGCCCCACCAGUGUUCUCUAUGGUGCUGAUUGGGGCGCGGUGGAUGUCUCCUUCAACGCCGUUGCUGCUGACGGUGACUCGUCGGAGGAAUCGCAGCGGAAGUUGGAGGACGAAUUUGAUGCGUUCACGACGACCAAGGCGCAGGACCUGGCGCAGCUGCUGGUGGAGGCGCAGAUCCCGUUCAAGAUUCACAUCGUGAAGGAUCAUGACAUGAAGGAGAGGCUUUGCUUGGAGGUGGAGAGAUUGGGACUUUGCGCGGUGAUUAUGGGGAGUAGAGGGUUUGGGCGUCGAGGGAGCAGCAGCAAGGCGAGGCUUGGGAGUGUUAGUGAUUACUGCGUGCAUCAUUGUGUUUGCCCUGUGGUCGUGGUUCGGUAUCCCGAUGAUGGGGCAUGCGUAGGAGCUGUGGAUAGUGAGAUGGAU
Molecule: messenger RNA, 742 nt
Organism: Dioscorea cayenensis subsp. rotundata (Guinea yam)
Lineage: Eukaryota; Viridiplantae; Streptophyta; Magnoliopsida; Dioscoreales; Dioscoreaceae
Product: universal stress protein PHOS32-like
Source: RefSeq, a predicted model, not a curated record